AUGUCACCCCACACAUCACCACAACAAACGAUAAUGUGCUUCCACAAACGCAUCCUCUUCGCCUGCAGCCACUACGCCUGGCUCACGACGCCCGAAGCGACGAUUCCUUGCGAGGUCGAGAGGAGGUUUCUAAGGGGUGGGAUGCCCGAGUCUGAUAAUGAUAACGAGAAUGAGACUAUGAGUGAGACUGGAGGUGGUUUUGACAAGCAAAAUCUGCUGCCGGAGGAGGGGUGUAACCAAAUGUGGUCUCAUGGGUUUCACACCGUCAAGGUUGGGGAGGAUUGCAGAAGUUGUGCGUACAAACGAAGGAGGAAGGAGUCGAUGAUCGGGGAGGUGAAAGAGGUUAUCAAGAGCUUGAGGGUGAACUUGGAGAGGAUAACGACGGGUGCGGAGCUGGGGCAGGAAAUUGGUGAUGAGGAGAACAACAGUUUUGACGAGGAAGAUGAUUGGGGUUUGACUGUGAGAAGUAAAAAUUCUGACUCGACGAGGAAUUCAGCCGGGACGACGGGGUUUAAGUUGACGUCUUCGCCUGGGGGGUCGAGUGAGACUACGGGUACGGGUGAUACUUCACUGUCACUGGAUGGUGAGAGGGAUCAUGGGUUGGUGAAAGAGCCUCUGCUGGGAAGGGAUGACGGUGAUGAUGAUGAUGAUGGUGAGAGGAAGCACGAAAGGAUGGAAGAGGCAAUCAUGAAGAGAAGGGACCAGAUGAGAAAGAGUGAGCUAUUUGUUGACGGGAUGGAGAUUGCGUCGACAAUACCAGGAAAUCUGAGGAGAGAGUGGAGAGAGAAGUGGCGCGAGACGGGUAAUUGUGGGUAUGAGCAUGAUUACAAUAGGAAGUUGAUGACAGGGAGGAGGGAGCCGCUUUUGCCCAUGUUGGUUUCUAUUCGACGACGGCGGCAGAUAUUGUUGGGAACUGGGUUUGACAGCUCGGUAAGAAGAGAAUAAGGCUUUGGGAGGUGGCGCAACAUUGAUCAUGGUGUGCGCGAAACGGUUUUGCAUUGCUGGCGUUCGGUGGAGCGGGUUUUCGUGCUCGAGAAACCUGGAUUCCUAUAUUUCCUAUGGUAACUUUUUGGAUUUACGGCGUACAAGGGAAAAUUUGGCUCGAGCCCAUGGACAGGGGUAGGUUGGCAAUAUAUCGACAUUUCAAUGUC
Molecule: messenger RNA, 1151 nt
Organism: Podospora bellae-mahoneyi
Lineage: Eukaryota; Fungi; Ascomycota; Sordariomycetes; Sordariales; Podosporaceae
Product: putative endonuclease lcl3
Exons: 2
Coding region: 1-945 (314 amino acids)
Source: RefSeq, a predicted model, not a curated record